UGAAAACAUUAUUUAAGUAAACUCGACGCUUGAUCGAUGGAGGAUAAAAACAAUAAUUAUCGAAAUGAGCUGAGAGGCUAUUUCUAUGGGUCUAAGUAUCCAUCUACUCUUCAUGAAAACAAUGAUAAUGGGCUGCGUGGCCAUAAGGAUAUUGAUUAUCGAUCGCGUCACGAAAGAAGCAGUCCUCCGAAAAAUAAAUCCCAGGUUUGCAAACAAGCGGGAAAAUUCCAGACAAGACAGGACAUCCAUCGUGAUUACAUAAAGUGUCAGUGUCAGGAUCAUCAGUGCCCGCAUGGACAACGCCAUUAUCGUGCUCAAGAGCGCUUAACCAGCAAUUAUUGUCACGGUGAUUGUCCACAAUCACACCAAUACCAGAAUCCUCGUCAGCAGUCGAAUCCGAGGAUUGUGAACGAAUCCAGUCCCAGAUACUCACCCAAUCCACUAAAUUCCAAAGUUCAUUUCACUCGUAAUACUCAAAACCAGGAAUCGAGAAUUGAAAAAAACGGAGAAGAUUGUCUGCUCUACAAGAACUCUACUUUUGGAGCCCUUCCAUCUAGUAAAAGUGAGCACGGGGACGGGGAGGUUGGUGAGAAUAGACCCACAAACCGAUGUAGCCACCAGCAUCAUAAGAAGGACUCCAAUAGCUACCUUAAAAAUGGUACAUUCCAAAAACAGUUUCCCUUUUCCAGCGACGAGUCCACCUCCAAAGGAUCCAAAUCAAAACCAUCCCAAGCUACCGUGAUUAGCGCAAAAAGUGGCGACGAUCUAAGGGCAGCUGUUCGUUCGCAAAUUGAAAUGCAAGAGGCUUUGGAUGAUUUGGCACUCGAAAUGAAGGCUAAAAAAGAGGGUAAUGCUAAAUCGGUGAAAAGCCGAGUACCCAAUUCCGAUCCACAGACCGAGGAAGUGGUUGCAGUUGUCGGAGAUCACCAUUCAAAUACAGUAGAUCCAGAUGAGCUUGAUGUUGUGGAUUUUAGUGUCAGUGCCGAUGACAUAGUCAGUGCCAAAGUAAUUGAUCCGAUGAUAAGGAAAAUUCAACGCAUGUAUCUAAACACACUCAAGGAGGAAAUGCACCUCAUGGAAUAUUUGGAGAAGGUACCGAAGUUGGUCAGCGAAGUGUAUAAGCGGGAGGCAGCUGAAAAAGAGCAGAAGAAGCACUAGGAAAUACUUAAAAAAUAUUUUAACUUCAUUUAUUUUUCUUAUAUUUUGUAUAAUAAUAAUCCAGCAGCAACUAUC
Messenger RNA from Drosophila elegans, 1233 nucleotides. RefSeq lists its product as uncharacterized. NCBI's taxonomy places the organism in Eukaryota, Metazoa, Arthropoda, Insecta, Diptera, Drosophilidae. The transcript has 3 exons. The record is from RefSeq and is a predicted model, not a curated record. The coding region runs from base 37 to 1158 and encodes 373 amino acids.